GGGAGUGGGAUCGGAGAAGGAAGGUUCUCUCUUCUCUGCUUCCCUUCACCCGGCUGGAGGUGACUUCUCCUGCUUCAUCAAACCCCAGGGACAGGGAAAGGGGAUACGUUUAAAGAGUCAUCAGGCUCGUCUGGCUCUAGGUGCCUGCGUCUUUAAUUAAGGAGGGCCGCCCCCUAGCCGGGCUCCAGCACCGCCCCCAGCCUCUACAGGCUCUCAAAAUGAGUAGCUCCCACCCGCGGCCCGGCCACAGCCACAGCCCUAGCAGCGCGGCUUCAGCUUCGGCAGCAGCAGCGGGCGGCGGCGAGAAGGACAAGGACGCCGAGAUGCCGGCCACCGAGAAGGACCUGGCGGAGGAUGCGCCGUGGAAGAAGAUCCAGCAGAACACGUUCACGCGCUGGUGCAACGAGCACCUCAAGUGCGUGAGCAAGCGCAUCGGCAACCUGCAGACGGAUCUGAGCGACGGGCUGCGUCUCAUCGCGCUGCUCGAGGUGCUCAGCCAGAAGAAGAUGCACCGCAAGCACAACCAGCGGCCCACCUUCCGCCAGAUGCAGCUUGAGAACGUGUCCGUGGCGCUCGAGUUCCUCGACCGGGAGAGCAUCAAGCUCGUGUCCAUCGACAGCAAGGCCAUUGUUGAUGGCAACCUGAAGCUCAUCUUGGGUCUGAUUUGGACGCUGAUUCUGCACUACUCCAUCUCGAUGCCAAUGUGGGACGAGGAAGAGGACGAAGAGGCCAAGAAGCAGACGCCCAAGCAGCGGCUCCUGGGUUGGAUCCAGAACAAACUCCCUCAGCUGCCCAUCACCAACUUCAGUAGGGACUGGCAGAGUGGCCGUGCCCUUGGGGCCCUAGUGGACAGCUGUGCUCCAGGCCUGUGCCCUGACUUGGAUUCCUGGGAUGCCAGUAAACCUGUGAACAAUGCCAGAGAAGCCAUGCAGCAGGCCGAUGACUGGCUGGGCAUUCCUCAGGUGAUCACUCCCGAGGAGAUUGUGGACCCCAACGUUGAUGAGCACUCAGUCAUGACCUACCUGUCCCAGUUCCCUAAAGCCAAGCUGAAGCCUGGGGCCCCACUGCGUCCCAAGCUCAAUCCAAAGAAAGCCAGAGCCUAUGGGCCAGGAAUAGAGCCCACUGGUAAUAUGGUGAAGAAACGGGCAGAGUUUACUGUGGAGACAAUAAGCGCUGGCCAGGGGGAAGUCCUGGUGUAUGUGGAGGACCCCGCUGGGCACCGGGAAGAGGCCAAGGUGAUUGCCAAUAAUGACAAGAAUCACACCUUCUCUGUCUGGUACAUCCCUGAGGUCACAGGGACGCAUAAGGUCACAGUCCUCUUUGCUGGACAGCACAUUGCUAAGAGCCCCUUUGAGGUGUAUGUGGACAAGUCCCAGGGAGAUUCCAGCAAGGUUACAGCCCAAGGCCCUGGCCUGGAACCCAGUGGUAACAUUGCCAACAAGACCACUUACUUUGAGAUCUUCACUGCUGGUGCUGGUGUUGGAGAGGUGGAGGUGGUGAUCCAAGAUCCCACAGGGAAAAAGGGUACCGUAGAGCAACAGCUGGAGGACAAGGGCAACAGCACAUAUCGAUGUAGCUACAAGCCUACCCUGGAGGGAAUCUAUACCAUCUAUGUCACCUUUGCUGGGGUACCCAUUCCCCGGAGCCCCUACACUGUUGCUGUUGGGCAAGCCUGUAACCCCAGUGCCUGCCGGGCUGUGGGCCGAGGUUUGCAGCCCAAAGGCGUUCGAGUGAAAGAGACGGCUGACUUCAAAGUCUACACGAAGGGGGCAGGCAGUGGCGAGCUCAAGGUUGUCGUGAAGGGUCCCAAGGGUGAAGAACGGGUGAAACAGAAGGAUCUCGGAGAUGGCGUCUAUGGCUUUGAGUAUUAUCCUCCCGUCCCUGGCAACUAUACAGUCACCAUCACCUGGGGCGGUCAGAACAUCUCCCGGAGCCCCUUUGAAGUAAAGGUGGGCACAGAGUGCGGCAACCAGAAGGUUCGAGCCUGGGGCCCUGGUCUGGAGGGUGGCGUGGUCGGCAAGUCGGCUGACUUCGUGGUCGAGGCCAUUGGGGAUGAUGUUGGCACCUUGGGAUUCUCAGUGGAAGGCCCCUCACAGGCAAAGAUUGAGUGUGAUGACCGGGGCGAUGGUUCCUGUGAUGUGCGCUACUGGCCGCAGGAGGCUGGGGAGUACGCUGUCCAUGUGCUCUGCAACAACGAAGACAUCAAACUCAGCCCGUUUAUGGCUGACAUCAAGGCGGCCCCCAAGGACUUUUACCCAGAAAAGGUGAAAGCUCGGGGCCCAGGACUGGAGAAGACUGGUGUGGCCAUCAACAAACCAGCUGAGUUCACUGUGGAUGCCAAGAACGGUGGCAAGGCCCCUCUCAAAGUCCAAGUGCAGGACAGUGAAGGUUCCCCCGUGGAUGUCAUCGUAAAGGACAAUGGUAACAACACCUUCAGCUGCUCCUAUGUCCCAAAGAAAGCAGUCAAGCACACAGCUGUGGUCUCUUGGGGAGGGGUCAAUAUCCCCAACAGCCCCUACCGGGUAAAUGUGGGAGCAGGAAGCCAUCCUAACAAGGUAAAAGUCUAUGGGCCAGGAGUGGCCAAGACUGGUCUCAAGGCCCACGAGCCAACUUACUUCACUGUGGACUGUACUGAAGCUGGGCAGGGUGAUGUCAGCAUUGGCAUCAAGUGUGCCCCAGGAGUAGUAGGGCCAGCUGAGGCGGAUAUUGACUUUGACAUCAUCCGGAAUGACAAUGACACCUUCACAGUCAAGUACACCCCUCGGGGGGCAGGCAGUUAUACCAUCAUGGUUCUCUUUGCCAACCAGGCCACACCUACUAGCCCCAUUCGAAUCAAGGUUGACCCUGCCCACGAUGCCAGUAAAGUGAAGGCUGAGGGCCCCGGGCUGAGCAGGAAUGGUGUGGAGCUUGGCAAACCCACUCACUUUACCGUCAAUGCCAAGCCAGCAGGAAAAGCCAAGCUAGAUGUCCAGUUCACAGGCCCAGCCAAGGGGGAGGCUGUUCGGGAUCUUGAUGUCAUUGAUCACCAUGACAAUACCUACACCGUUAAAUAUGUCCCCUUGCAGCAGGGCAACAUGGGUGUGAACGUGACCUAUGGAGGGGAUCAUAUCCCCAAGAGUCCCUUCUCUGUGGGUGUGGCCCAGACCCUGGACCUCAGCAAGAUCAAGGUGUCCGGCUUAGGAGACAAAGUGGAAGUUGGCAAAGACCAGGAAUUCACAGUCAAGGCCAAGGGUGCAGGGGGCCAGGGCAAGGUGGCAUCUAAGAUCACAAGCCCCUCUGGCAAGGUGGUGCCCUGCAAGGUGGAGCCAGGCCUGAAUGCAGACAACAGUGUGGUCAAGUUCAUCCCCCGAGAAGAGGGCCCCUAUGAAGUGGAGGUGACCUAUGACAGCAUUCCUGUCCCUGGAAGCCCCUUCCCAGUGGAGGCUGUGCCACCUACCAACCCCACCAAGGUGAAAGCCUUUGGGCCUGGGUUGAAGGGGGGCAGUGCUGGCUCCCCAGCUCCCUUCACAAUUGACACCAAGGGAGCAGGCACAGGAGGUCUUGGCCUGACAGUAGAGGGGCCGUGUGAAGCCAAGAUAGAGUGCCUGGACAAUGGGGAUGGCACCUGUUCUGUAUCCUACCUGCCCACGGAACCCGGGGAUUACAACAUCAACAUCCUCUUUGCUGACACUCACAUCCCAGGCUCCCCCUUCAAGGCCCAUGUGGCCCCCUGUUUUGAUCCCUCUAAGGUCAAGUGCUCAGGCCCUGGGCUGGAGCGGGCCACAGCAGGUGAAGCAGGUCAGUUUCGCGUGGACUGCUCCAAUGCUGGUAGUGCCGAGCUUACCAUCGAAAUCAGCUCUGAUGCGGGCAUGCAAGCAGAGGUGCACAUCCAAGACAAUGGGGACGGCACCUACACCAUCACCUACAUCCCUCUCUAUCCUGGGGUCUACACCAUCACCAUCAAGUAUGGAGGCCAGAUGGUCCCCAACUUUCCCAGCAAGCUCCUGGUAGAACCAGCAGUUGACACCACUGGUGUCAAGUGCUAUGGGCCUGGUGUGGAGGGCAAAGGGGUGUUCCGAGAAGCCACCACAGAGUUCAAUGUGGACGCUCGAGCCCUCACCAAAGCUGGGGGUCCCCACAUCAAGACACGAGUUGCUAAUCCCUCAGGCAACCUGACUGAUGCUUAUAUCCAAGACAAUGGAGAUGGAACCUAUAAAGUUGAAUAUACACCUUAUGAGGAAGGGGUCCACUCAGUAGAUGUGACCUAUGAUGGCAGCCCUGUGCCCAGCAGCCCUUUCCGAGUGCCUGUGACUGAGGGCUGUGACCCGUCCCGAGUACGUGUUCAUGGACCAGGCAUCCAAAGCGGUACCACCAACCAGCCCAACAAAUUCACUGUGGAGACCAGGGGUGCAGGCACGGGAGGCCUUGGUCUGGCUGUGGAAGGCCCAUCAGAAGCCAAGAUGUCUUGCAUGGACAACAAGGAUGGCAGCUGCUCCGUGGAGUAUGUGCCCUAUGAGCCGGGCACCUACAACCUCAAUGUGACCUAUGGCGGCCACCAGGUGCCAGGUAGCCCAUUCAAGGUUCCUGUGCAUGAUGUGACCGACUCAUCCAAGGUGAAGUGCUCAGGGCCUGGGCUGAGCCCUGGAGUGGUCCGUGCCAAUGUUCCUCAGUCCUUCCAGGUUGACACCAGUAAGGCCGGCGUGGCCCCACUCCAGGUCAAGGUUCAGGGGCCUAAGGGAAUAGUAGAGCCUGUGGAUGUGGUGGACAAUGCAGAUGGUACAAAGACAGUCAACUAUGUGCCCAGCCGGGAGGGCCCGUACAGCAUCUCAGUGCUCUAUGGAGAUGAGGAGGUUCCUAGGAGUCCCUUCAAGGUCAAGGUUCUACCCACCCAUGAUGCCAGCAAGGUGAAGGCCAGUGGCCCUGGGCUCAACACCACGGGUGUGCCUGCCAGCCUGCCUGUAGAAUUCACUAUUGAUGCCAAGGAUGCAGGCGAAGGCCUGCUGGCUGUCCAGAUCACGGACCCUGAAGGGAAACCCAAGAAGGCAACGAUCCAGGACAAUCAGGAUGGCACUUAUACCGUGUCCUACGUCCCUGACAUGACAGGCAGAUACACAAUUCUCAUCAAGUAUGGGGGUGACGAGAUUCCCUUGUCCCCAUACCGCGUCCGGGCCCUGCCCAUGGGGGACGCCAGCAAGUGCACAGUGACAGUGUCAAUCGGAGGUCACGGGCUAGGCACUGGCAUCGGCCCCACCAUCCAGAUUGGCGAGGAGACGGUGAUUACUGUGGAUGCCAAGGCUGCUGGCAAAGGCAAGGUCACGUGCACAGUGUGUACCCCCGAUGGCACAGAAGUAGACGUGGACGUAGUAGAGAACGAAGAUGGGACUUUUGACAUCUUCUACACGGCCCCCCAGCCAGGCAAAUACAUCAUCUGUGUCCGCUUCGGGGGCGAGCACAUUCCCAAUAGCCCCUUCCAGGUCAUGGCCUUGGAUGGAGACCAGCCCACCACUCAACAGAUGCAUACCCAGCAGUUGUCAGCCCCAUACUCAUAUGCACCAGGUGUCCAGCAACCUUGGGCAGCAGAGCCGUUGGUGGGGGUGAAUGGGCUCGACGUCACUGGCUUGCGGCCUUUUGACCUGGUCAUCCCCUUUACCAUCAAGAAAGGAGAGAUCACAGGGGAGGUUCGUAUGCCGUCAGGCCAGGUGGCAAAGCCGUCCAUCACGGACAACAAGGACGGCACUGUGACUGUGCGCUACGCCCCCACCGAGGCAGGCCUGCAUGAGAUGGACAUACGCUAUGACAGCAUGCACAUCCCAGGAAGCCCAUUGCAGUUCUACGUGGACUAUGUCAACAGUGGUCAUGUCACUGCAUAUGGACCAGGCCUAACUCAUGGACUAGUGAACAAACCAGCCAUCUUCACUGUCAACACCAAGGAUGCAGGGGAAGGGGGCUUGUCUUUGGCCAUUGAGGGUCCUUCAAAGGCUGACAUCAGCUGUACAGACAACCAGGAUGGCACCUGCACUGUCUCAUACCUCCCAGUCCUCCCAGGGGACUACAGUAUCCUGGUGAAGUAUAAUGACAAGCACAUUCCUGGCAGCCCCUUCACGGCCAAGAUCACAGGUGAUGAUUCCAUGCGCAUGUCUCACCUGAAGGUGGGCUCUGCUGCUGACAUUCCCCUCAACAUCACUGAGACAGACAUCAGCCAGCUCACUGCAACUGUUGUGCCCCCAUCAGGCCGAGAGGAGCCCUGCCUGCUCAAGAGACUGCGCAACGGCCAUGUUGGGAUCUCAUUCGUUCCCAAGGAGAUAGGAGAACAUCUCGUGAAUGUCAAGAAGCAUGGGCAGCAUGUCCCCAACAGCCCUAUCACAGUGAUGAUCAGUCAGUCAGAGAUUGGGGAUGCCAGUCGUGUACGUGUCUCUGGCCAAGGCCUCCACGAAGGCCGUACCUUUGAACCAGCAGAGUUCAUCAUUGACACCCGGGAUGCAGGCUAUGGAGGGCUCAGCCUGUCCAUCGAGGGUCCCAGCAAAGUUGAUAUCAAUACUGAGGACUUGGAAGAUGGUACCUGCAAGGUCACCUACUGCCCCACAGAACCUGGAAACUACAUCAUCAACAUUAAAUUUGCUGACCAGCAUGUCCCAGGCAGCCCUUUCUCUGUCAAAGUGACUGGUGAGGGCCGAGUAAAGGAAAGUAUCACCCGGCGACGAAGAGCCCCCUCAGUUGCCAAUGUUGGCACUCACUGUGACCUCAGCCUGAAAAUCCCCGAAAUCAGUGUCCGAGAUAUGACGGCCCAGGUAACCAGCCCUUCGGGCAAGCCCCAUGAGGCUGAGAUCCUGGAGGGCGAGAACAACACCUACUGUAUCCGUUUUGUACCUACUGAGAUGGGUGUACACACGGUCAUUGUCAAGUACAAGGGGCAACACGUGCCUGGCAGCCCCUUCCAAUUUACAGUGGGGCCCCUGGGAGAAGGGGGUGCCCACAAAGUCCGUGCUGGUGGGCCUGGCCUAGAGAGGGCAGAAGCUGGAGUGCCAGCGGAAUUCAGCAUCUGGACAAGGGAGGCUGGUGCUGGGGGCCUGGCCAUCGCUGUUGAAGGCCCUAGCAAGGCUGAGAUCUCCUUCGAGGACCGCAAGGAUGGCUCCUGUGGCGUCUCCUAUGUGGUCCAAGAGCCCGGCGACUACGAGGUCUCGGUGAAGUUCAACGAUGACCACAUCCCCGACAGCCCCUUCGUGGUGCCUGUGGCUUCCCCGUCUGGUGAUGCCCGGCGCCUUACUGUUUCUAGCCUUCAGGAGUCAGGUUUAAAGGUCAACCAGCCAGCCUCUUUUGCAGUCAGCCUGAAUGGCGCCACAGGUGUCAUCGAUGCCAAGGUCCAUAGCCCCUCAGGGGCCCUGGAGGAAUGCUAUGUCACAGAGAUCGACCAAGAUAAGUAUGCUGUGCGCUUCAUUCCCCGGGAGAAUGGUAUCUACCUGAUCGAUGUCAAAUUCAAUGGCUCCCAUAUCCCCGGCAGCCCCUUCAAGAUCCGCGUGGGAGAGCCUGGGCAAGGAGGGGAUCCAGGCAUGGUGUCUGCCUAUGGGGCAGGCCUCGAAGGCGGGGUCACAGGGAGCCCAGCAGAAUUCAUUGUCAACACCAGCAGUGCUGGAGCUGGUGCCUUGUCUGUCACCAUCGAUGGCCCUUCCAAGGUGAAAAUGGAUUGUCAGGAGUGUUCCGAGGGCUACCGGGUAACCUACACGCCCAUGGCACCUGGCAGUUACCUCAUCUCUAUCAAGUAUGGAGGCCCUUACCACAUCGUGGGCAGCCCUUUUAAGGCCAAAGUCACAGGUCCCCGACUGGUCAGCAGUCACAGUCUCCACGAGACCUCGUCGGUGUUUGUGGACUCAGUAACCAAAGGCGAGGCUCCUCUGCAGCCUCGAGCCCUGCCCAAGCUCCAUUCUGAUGCCAGCAAGGUGGUGGCCAAGGGCCUGGGGCUCAGCAAGGCCUUUGUGGGCCAGAAGAAUUCUUUCACUGUGGACUGCAGCAAAGCAGGUAAUAACAUCCUCAUGGUGGGGGUCCAGGGCCCCAAGACCCCCUGCGAGGAGAUCUUGGUGAAGCACGUCAGUGGCGGCCUCUACACUAUCACCUACCUGCUCAAGGAGAAGGGCGACUACACCCUCAUGGUCAUGUGGGGCGAGGAGCAUAUCCCAGGGAGCCCCUAUCACAUCACCAUGCCCUGAUUUUCACCUCUUCCCCCUCCUAUUCCACGCCACUUGCCUACCACUUGCUCCUGACCCUCUUCCCUACCCCAGUAUUGACCUGUGGAUCAGUUUACAAGGAGGAGAAUUUACCCUCUUCCCACCCCACCACCCCCAUCACCAUUUUUCUGGCCUUGUGUCCUCCCCAGGCAAAAAGAUCCAAGACCCACCAUUGAUUUGGUGUGGAUGGGGAGGCGUGUGCGCAUUUAGGGUUAUGCCUGCAGAACCCCCAUAGGGGGGGUUCCCACCCCCAUAGGCCGUGGAUGUCUCCUUACUUCCACAUUCACCCUUCCUGGCUGGGGGUGGGAGAGGGAUGGCAGCUCUGUCCUUAGAACAUAGGCCCCCAGCGCCCCCACUGUACUACUGGCAUGGGCUAGGCCGCCAGCCUAUUGCUGUGCAGAGGUGUCCCCAGCUGGCUGCUUCCUGCUCCCUGCUCUAGGCACAUCUCUGGUCCUUAGGCUCAGAAAACAGUUGGGUAUUUUUUUCGUUUUGUUUUUGUUCUUUUUUUUUUUUGGUUUUAUUUUGUUCAAAAAACUUUUUUUGGGGGGGGGUCAUGCAGCUGCCACUCCCUUUUCUACCUGAAGGGGAAUAAAGUUCUGCUCCAACUCUC
Messenger RNA from Phascolarctos cinereus (koala), 8808 nucleotides. RefSeq names its product filamin A (gene FLNA). Gene Ontology annotation, molecular function: actin filament binding. The record is from RefSeq and is a predicted model, not a curated record. Gene Ontology annotation, biological process: actin cytoskeleton organization. Lineage: Eukaryota; Metazoa; Chordata; Mammalia; Diprotodontia; Phascolarctidae.